CUGCUUUCAGCCUUGUGUGCCAUAUUUGCUCACAGAGACCACAGGGUUCCAGUUCAGCAGCAAGAGAGCUAACAAAGACCUACAGAGCAACAAGAUGGUGUCUGCCGGGAUACAGAUGCUGGGUGCCUUUCUGGGCGUCCUGGGAUGGAUUGGCGUUAUCAUCACCUGUGCUCUUCCUAUGUGGAGGGUUACAGCCUUCAUUGGCAGUAACAUCGUGACUUCGCAGACAUCAUGGGAAGGCAUCUGGAUGAGCUGUGUGGUGCAGAGUACCGGGCAGAUGCAGUGCAAGGUCUACGACUCCAUGCUGGCCCUGUCUUCGGACCUCCAGGCCGCAAGAGCUCUCACCAUCAUCUCCAUCAUCGUGGGCAUCAUGGGCAUCUUCCUGGCCAUGGCUGGAGGAAAGUGCACCAACUGUGUGGAGGACGAGACAUCCAAGGCGAAGGUUGCUGUGACUGCGGGCGUGAUCUUCAUCGUUUCUGGACUGCUGUGCUUGAUCCCUGUGUGCUGGACUGCCCAGACCAUCAUCCAGGAUUUCUACAACCCCAUGCUUAACCAGGCUCAGAAGAGGGAGCUGGGGGCCUCGCUGUUCAUCGGCCUCCAGAUCCUGGGUGUUAUGCUGGCUAUAGUAGGUUGGCUGGGGACGGUCAUGGCCUGCGCUAUGCCGAUGUGGAGGGUCACGGCUUUUGUUGGUGCCAACAUUGUUACAGCCCAGAUCAUCUGGGAGGGCUUGUGGAUGAACUGUGUGGUACAGAGUACCGGACAAAUGCAGUGUAAAGUCUACGACUCCAUGCUGGCUCUUCCUCAGGACCUGCAGGCAGCCCGAGCCAUGGUCAUCAUCUCUUCCCUGGUGGGGGUAUUUGGCGUGCUGAUGGCCGUGGUUGGAGGAAAGUGUACCAACUGCAUGGAGGACGAGGCAGCCAAGGCCAAAGCCUGCAUUGUUGCAGGUGUGAUCUUCAUCAUUGCUGGUUUCCUCAUCCUCGUCCCUGUCAGCUGGUCUGCCAACACUGUAAUCCGGGACUUCUACAACCCGCUGGUUUAUGAAGCUCAGCGCCGGGAGCUCGGAGCCGCGCUCUACAUUGGUUGGGGAUCUGCGGCUCUGCUGAUGCUGGGUGGUGGGCUUCUAUGUGGGAGCUGCCCACCCAAAGAGCCUCGACCCUACAUAGCAGCCAAGUUUGCCCCUGCCAGGUCAACAUCUCCACCAAUGAAUUACGUGUGAGCAAUUGGAUGGGACUACAAGAACUGAGGCAGCAAUUCAUUAACAAAGUGUGAACUCUGAACUGUGUCCAAAAAGGCAUGUUUUUUUUUUUUUCAUUUCUUUUCAGUAUAAAUAUAUAUACUAUAUAUAUUUUUUAUAUUACAUGAUCAUUGAUUUUGAUCAUUGUAAGAACUUUGAUCUGCUGAAUAUAUGUGAAUGAUCCAAUACUGUACAUUGAUCAAAUCCUGUUGAUUGAAAUGAUUGAAAAUCAUUAAAAAUUCAAAUCCAAAAAGAGUAAA
Astyanax mexicanus (Mexican tetra) is the source of this 1494-nucleotide messenger RNA. RefSeq names its product claudin-4-like. Gene Ontology annotation, cellular component: bicellular tight junction; plasma membrane. The coding region runs from base 95 to 1216 and encodes 373 amino acids. The record is from RefSeq and is a predicted model, not a curated record. Gene Ontology annotation, biological process: bicellular tight junction assembly; cell adhesion. Lineage: Eukaryota; Metazoa; Chordata; Actinopteri; Characiformes; Acestrorhamphidae. Gene Ontology annotation, molecular function: structural molecule activity. The transcript is spliced from 2 exons.